UACACACUCAUAGAUUUUUUAGUGACUAAAUAAAGUUUAAUUGAAUUAAAAUGAACUAUUAUGAAUUACUUGGAGUUACUUUUGAAAGUACAGAAAAUGAGAUUUUAAAAGCCUAUAGAAAAAAAGCGUUGCUAUGUCAUCCUGACAAAAAUCCAGAUAAUCCAAAAGCAGCUGAGUUGUUUAUUGAAAUUGCUGAAGCAUUGAAGAUUUUGACAGAUCCUAAAGCACGAGAAGCUCUUAACAAAGUCAUAAAAGCAAAAGAAGCAGCCAAGCUUAGAACAAAAGCUUAUGAUGCAAAGAGAAAAAAGUUUAAAGAGGAUUUGGAAAACAGAGAAAAAGCUGCACAAGAAGCCGUCAGCAAUGAUACUUUAAAUGCUGAAAGACUUGCUGCAGAGAUUAAAAGACUACGCUCUGAAGGAUCUCGUUUGCUAAAAGAACAGCAACUGCUAGUUGAAAAGCAACUUAAUGAAGAUCGACUAAAAAAACAUGCUGAAACUUCACCUAAACUAAAAGUAACAUGGGCUUGUUCAAAUGACCAUCAAAAUGGUGGGUAUAACGAAAGGGUUCUUAAACAAUGUUUUGAAAAGUACGGACCAGUUUCAGCAAUUGUAUUAUCUAAGAAAAAUGGUUUAGCCAUUGUCGAAUUUAUGCAUCAUAUUCAUGCGAACAUGGCUUUAGAGUUUGAAAAAGGGCUUGAUGAAAAUCCGUUUCAGUGCUCUUGGUUAGAAGGGGCAAACUUUGAAAAAUCGCAAAAAAAACAGGUUUCUUCAUUACAAAAGAUGACAGGUACAGCUAAUCAAUCAACAGACUCUGAUUUUGAAAGCAUUGUACUUGCAAAAAUGCGUCAAGCUGAAGAGAGAAAACGUCUUGCACAAAAAAUAAUGGAAGAAGAUGCAGCUUCGCAAUAGAACUUUUUGAUCUUAUGAAGAUCAUAUAUAAUUCUUUUUUAUAGUCGGAAAAGUGGGAUGGCAUAGACAUAACAAUUGAUUGUAGUCGAUAAAAAGCCGUUACCAUAAUAAAGGUUUUUUAUUUUAUGUGCGGUAUUUAAAUGAAAUCGAAUUAUAUUUAGUUACUA
Hydra vulgaris (swiftwater hydra) is the source of this 1075-nucleotide messenger RNA. RefSeq names its product dnaJ homolog subfamily C member 17. NCBI's taxonomy places the organism in Eukaryota, Metazoa, Cnidaria, Hydrozoa, Anthoathecata, Hydridae. The record is from RefSeq and is a predicted model, not a curated record. Gene Ontology annotation, cellular component: spliceosomal complex. Gene Ontology annotation, biological process: spliceosomal complex disassembly. Gene Ontology annotation, molecular function: RNA binding.